Messenger RNA from Staurois parvus, 519 nucleotides. Lineage: Eukaryota; Metazoa; Chordata; Amphibia; Anura; Ranidae. The record is from the annotation of a GenBank genome assembly.
CAUCCACUUUGCCAACAGUCCGCUAAAUCCAACCCUACAACUCAUUUUGCUGUGUCAAAUAUUCAUUCUCUGCUUCUUCCUAACUAUUCCAAGAAGCGAUAUGUGUUACUAAACUCUGCACCCUGCAUCCACUAUAUCUGGUCUCCCCCCGACCCUGCAUUCACUAUAUCUGGUCUCCCCGGACCCUGCAUUCACUAUAUCUGGUCUCCCAGGACCCUGCACUCACUAUAUCUGGUCUCCCCGGUCCCUGCAUUCACUAUAUCCGGUCUCCCAGGACCCUGCAUUCACUAUAUCCGGUCUCCCAGGACCCUGCAUUCACUAUAUCUGGUCUCCCAGGACCCUGCACUCACUAUAUCUGGUCUCCCCGGACCCUGCAUUCACUAUAUCCGGUCUCCCAGGACCCUGCAUUCACUAUAUCCGGUCUCCCAGGACCCUGCAUUCACUAUAUCUGGUCUCCCAGGACCCUUCAUUCACUAUAUCUGGUCUCCCAGGACCAUGCAUUCACUAUAUCUGGUCUCC